Zygosaccharomyces rouxii is the source of this 426-nucleotide messenger RNA. RefSeq names its product sphingosine N-acyltransferase subunit LIP1 (gene LIP1). Bases 1 to 426 code for a protein of 141 amino acids. Lineage: Eukaryota; Fungi; Ascomycota; Saccharomycetes; Saccharomycetales; Saccharomycetaceae. The record is from RefSeq and is a predicted model, not a curated record. The transcript has a single exon.
AUGCGUGGUCAAGAGCCCAAAAUCCUUAAUCUUUUCAAAACGCUUUUCAUUGCAUUAGCUAUAAUGGCAGCCGUAGAAUGGUUUAAAUACGGUACAAUGAUCAACUAUGAAUGGUUCCAUUGUUCGCCAGAACAAGAGUCUAUUGGAGGUCCUGAUAGUUCUGUACUUAAACUAUGGGCCCGUGGUGGUCCAAGUUGUGACAAAAGAGGGGAAUAUAAGACAAUUUUGAAGAGAAUUUCAAGAGAUUUCGAACCUAAUGAUGAGCAUCUUUCGUUUUGUAUCAUUGAAAAUGAAAAAUUACCACAUGUGCAUUAUCCAGUUCAUGAGGAUAAAGGUGAACCUGGUUAUUCGGCAUACGUAGGUUAUAACCGCGAUAGUGAAUUGGUUCAAAAAAUGUGCGGUGAACAUACUAUCUACAAUUUUUAG